AAUAUAAGAAGGCGAAAAAAAUGGACCCAUUCAGAAACUAUUGUAUUUUUACGAUGCUACCUUGAAAGGAAAAAUGAGUUCUUACAUUCAAGAAAAAGGCAUAUAGCUUAUUCCAAUGUUUUGAAAGACAUGUUAUCCCAAAAUGUUUCGAAUAAAGGAAGAUCACCUAAAUGCCUAAGGGGAAAAUUGCGUACUUUAUUGCGCGCGUAUAGAUCAGCAAUAGAUAAUAAAAUGGCGGGUUCAAAUAUUUUACCAUUUAUGGAAUUGUUGGAGAAAAUUUUUGGGGAUUCUCCUAUAAUACAGAACCAGCACACAAUGCAUAUGGGUUUUGAUCAUGUUGAUAUACCAGAGGAAAGUUUUGGCCCUAGUUCGCCAUCGAAUUUAUCAGAAACAACACAAUCUCCACCACAAUCUCCUCCGCAAUCACCGUCAUAUGCCGCUGAUUCGUCAAUACUAUCGUCAUCGUCUGGAGUGCAAAUAUCAUUACCAUCAUCAUUAUCAACAUCUCUAAGCUCGACUCAAGCAAAGAUUCAAAAAAGUACAGCUCGAAGUCGUUAUUUUGAUGAAAAGCUUAAAAUAAAAAAAUUGGCAGUUGAGCAAAAAACGAAACAAAGAGAUCAAGCACUGUCAGAUUUGAAAGCUCUUCUUAAAACAAAAUGGGAAAAUGAAAUUAAGCUAGAACAGAAGAAGUUGACUCUGCUAGAAUCAAUUUUAAAUUCACAAAAUUAAUUAUUUUUAAAUUCGGCUUUAACAGUUUUUAAGUCAAGCUGUAUACUAGUUUUAUAUAUCGUUGUUUUUAGUAAUGUAAUAGUUUUUAUGUUUUGUCUAUUCUGUUACAUAUUUUACACAAGAAUAAACGGUGCAUACAUUAUAUAA
Molecule: messenger RNA, 876 nt
Organism: Teleopsis dalmanni
Lineage: Eukaryota; Metazoa; Arthropoda; Insecta; Diptera; Diopsidae
Exons: 2
Coding region: 130-729 (199 amino acids)
Source: RefSeq, a predicted model, not a curated record